UGCCCUCUGCUCCCUGUCCAGUCUUCCUUGCUUUGUCCACAUUGCUGGCCUCAGGCCCAGACACCAGCUCUGCUGCAAGCAAAUGGCUACUCUUCACAUGCUGUGGAUGGGGCUGGUCCUCCUGGGUCUCUUGGGAUUCCCACAGACCCCAGCCCAGGACCAUGACACAGUGCAGCCCAACUUUCAACAAGACAAGUUCCUGGGGCGCUGGUACAGUGCGGGCCUCGCCUCCAAUUCAAGCUGGUUCCGGGAGAAGAAAACCUUACUGUAUAUGUGCAAGACAGUGGUAGCCCCCUCCACAGAAGGUGGCCUCAACCUCACGUCUACCUUCCUCAGGAAAAACCAGUGUGAGACCAAGGUCAUGGUACUGCAGCCUGUGGGAGCUCCCGGACACUACACCUACAACAGCCCCCACUGGGGCAGCUUCCACUCCCUCUCAGUGGUGGAGACCAACUACGAUGAGUAUGCUCUGCUGUUCAGCAGAGGCACCAAGGGCCCAGGCCAGGACUUCCGCAUGGCCACCCUCUACAGCAGGACCCAGACUCUGAAGGCCAACCUGAAGGAGAAAUUCACCGCCUUUAGCAAGGCCCAGGGCCUCACAGAGGAGGACAUUGUUUUCUUGCCCCAACCGGAUAAGUGCAUUCAAGACUAAAUACAGGUGAUCUGGCCUCAGGACUCCUUUGCUCUGACACUCUCAAGAUCCCAUCCCUGGCUCCCCAAAGUGUGUCUACACCCUCCAGCUUUGCCUUGACAGAGAAAUAAAAGUCCAAAGCAAGUCAGA
This is a messenger RNA of Mastomys coucha (southern multimammate mouse), 781 nucleotides long. RefSeq names its product prostaglandin D2 synthase (gene Ptgds). The transcript has 7 exons. Bases 83 to 652 code for a protein of 189 amino acids. Lineage: Eukaryota; Metazoa; Chordata; Mammalia; Rodentia; Muridae. The record is from RefSeq and is a predicted model, not a curated record. Gene Ontology annotation, molecular function: small molecule binding.